AUGCCCUUGAGCAUACUUCCCUCAGCGCCCGCCUCGCCGCCGACACCUGCACCCUCACCGACGCCUUAUCAACGGGCUCCUAGUUGGACAUGUGCCGGCGAGAAUGAGGAUGCUUUCCUACGAGAUGCCCGGGGCCAUUUCCGAGACUUGAACGCCGCCGAGCGCGAGAGGUAUCUCGCCGAACUACUUAAUAUGUGUGACAGCCAGUUGCUGUCCUUUGUUCACAACUUUGUCUCGCCCAGGCUGAAGAAAGAUCCGUUCGAGCAUCUCCCAGACGAGCUUUGCUUAAGGGUUCUGUCCUACAUCGAUGAUCCUCUCAGUCUGGCUCGAGCCUCCCAAGUCUCACGUCGGUGGCACAAACUUCUAAACGAUGACAUGCUCUGGAAGAUCAUGUGCGAUAAACACGCUUGGCGCAGGUCGUCGUCCUCCGGUCCGAACGACGACCCAGACUCGCCGUCUUUGCCGCAAGCAAUUCAAGGACCAUAUGCACGCUCACCCAAGAGAAACUUGGAUGGCUCGAUUGUUGGGCCGUCAAGUAGCGCCCCGAACCUGACUUUGCCGAAACAUGACUCGCUGUCAACGAGUCCAAAAGCAAAAAAGCGUGUAUCGCAAUCACAUUACUCUCAUUUCCGCCACAAAUACAUGAUUGAGGCGGCGUGGAGAAAAGGAGGCGAAAGCAUUAUUAAACACAUCACCCCGGAUCAAGGAGUUGUCACAAGUCUGCAUUUGACCGAGAGAUAUAUCGUGGUGGCAAUGGACAACGCCAAAAUCCAUGUCUUCAACACUGUUGGUGAUCACCAAAAGACGCUUAAGGGGCACGUCAUGGGGGUUUGGGCCAUGGUGCCUUGGGAUGACAUUCUCGUAUCUGGUGGAUGUGACCGCGAUGUGAGGGUAUGGGACAUGAAGACUGGUCGCAGCAUCCACGUGUUAAGAGGCCACACCUCGACAGUGAGAUGCCUUAAGAUGUCAGAUGCCAACACUGCCAUCUCAGGUUCCAGAGAUACGACCCUGAGGGUUUGGGACUUGCAGUCUGGAGUUUGCAAGAAUGUUUUAGUCGGCCAUCAAGCCAGUGUUCGGUGCCUCGCCAUCCACGGUGAUGUUGUCAUCUCUGGGUCCUACGACACUACUGCCCGGGUCUGGAGCAUCUCUGAAGGACGCUGUCUUCGAACACUCACGGGACACUUCAGUCAAAUAUACGCCAUAGCCUUUGAUGGUAAGCGAUGCGCUACAGGGUCUCUGGAUACCAGCGUGAGGAUAUGGGAUCCAAAGACCGGCAUGUGCACUGCCAUUUUGCAGGGCCACACCUCGUUGGUCGGCCAAUUGCAGCUUCGUGGUGACACACUCGUCACUGGUGGCUCUGAUGGAUCCGUUCGCGUUUGGUCACUCAAAACAAAUUCUCCCAUACAUCGCCUGGCUGCGCACGAUAAUAGUGUUACGAGUCUGCAGUUCGACGAUAACCGAAUCCUGAGUGGUGGCAGUGACGGGCGUGUCAAGGUCUGGAGCGUCGAGACCGGCCAGUUGGUUCGCGAGCUCAGCCAACCUGCCGAAGCCGUUUGGCGGGUCGCUUUCGAGGAGGAGAAGGCUGUGAUCAUGGCAAGCCGGUCAAACCGAACUGUCAUGGAGGUUUGGUCAUUCUCCCCACCCGACGAGCAGAUGGACCGACGUUCAGAGAGCCCUCUGAGUUUGCCGGAACAACCACCGCCGAUAGACGACGACGAAGAACCGACUCAGUUUCACCAGGAGAUCGACGUGGACGCAAAUAUGAGCGAUGCCUAG
Messenger RNA from Cladophialophora yegresii CBS 114405, 1776 nucleotides. Its product is annotated as F-box and WD-40 domain-containing protein CDC4. NCBI's taxonomy places the organism in Eukaryota, Fungi, Ascomycota, Eurotiomycetes, Chaetothyriales, Herpotrichiellaceae. The record is from RefSeq and is a predicted model, not a curated record. The transcript has 4 exons. Gene Ontology annotation, molecular function: protein binding. Bases 1 to 1776 code for a protein of 591 amino acids.